Pleurotus ostreatus (oyster mushroom) is the source of this 357-nucleotide messenger RNA. RefSeq lists its product as uncharacterized. The transcript is spliced from 5 exons. The record is from RefSeq and is a predicted model, not a curated record. Lineage: Eukaryota; Fungi; Basidiomycota; Agaricomycetes; Agaricales; Pleurotaceae. The coding region runs from base 1 to 357 and encodes 118 amino acids.
AUGGCCCAACCUCCCUCCCUCCCCUCAACUUCUCCCUUGCCAAUUCCAGCCUCACUCACCAAGAUCACCUGGAGCCAGGAACUUACCUUUGUGCUGAUCUUGCAAAUGGAGAAGCCCGAGAAUUUCAGAGUACUGUUCGGGAAACAGGACAAGGACAAUGGUUGGAAUAGUAAGAAGCAGAUGCAAUGGCUAAUGGCUUUGCACUGUUUGGCUAUGGGCGGUUGUGACUUUCACGCACUUAUGACUUUCACUUUCAGUUUCAAGUCUACUCUGAACAUCACUAAUGACCUGGACUCCUACCACAUCAGCCUCAAUCAGAUAGACCCCCUUGCGUUCUUUGGCGUACAGGAGCUGUAA